This is a messenger RNA of Anguilla rostrata (American eel), 2327 nucleotides long. Its product is annotated as ubiquitin carboxyl-terminal hydrolase 2-like. The transcript has 14 exons. Bases 354 to 2003 code for a protein of 549 amino acids. The record is from RefSeq and is a predicted model, not a curated record. Gene Ontology annotation, cellular component: cytoplasm. Gene Ontology annotation, biological process: protein deubiquitination. Lineage: Eukaryota; Metazoa; Chordata; Actinopteri; Anguilliformes; Anguillidae. Gene Ontology annotation, molecular function: cysteine-type deubiquitinase activity.
CGUCAUAGUUAAAGAGCGAGAGAGGCAUAGAGAGAUCCGUUAUUUGGUUACAAACUAGGCUGGAAAGCAAGGAUUUUUGUUGAAAAACAAUUAAAUUAUCAUGAUAACUGUUAUUUUAACAUAGCUAAGUGAAGGUGUUUAUCGGCUUUACCCGCAUACAGUUUGGCAGAAGCUCGAGGAGAGAGGGGGAGCUGGAGAGGGGGGGACUGAGGUUGUGGGUUUCGUGCAGUGAUCUGUCUCAACUCAGGAUGAUGCGGUAUCACACCUUCCUAGCGGUCUGCUUGGACUGAGCGACGCCCUUCACAGCAGUCGAUGCGGCCUGUUGCCGCAUCGCUCGCGGCUGAGAACACAGCAUGUCUCGCGCUUCCUCUACCGCCAAGCGCUACACCGGCUCGUACUCCAGCUCCUCCUACGGUCACUAUGGGUCCUACGGCUCCUCGCUGUCGCCCGCGCUCGACUCCUACAGCCCGAGGGAGCGGCUGCCCUACAAGAGCCCCGCCUCCAGCUACCUGAGCAGCAGCGCAGCCCGCGCCCGCAACUACAGCACGUCCACGGAGCUGGACCGCGGCCGGGCCGCCCCGCGCACCGACCUGCUGGCCGGCAGGCGCAGCGAGAGCCUGAGCCGCGCCCCGGCGAGGAGCUACGGCUCGGGGCUGAGCGGGGGGGGCACGGGGGGCUACUCCUCGGUCCAGUCCAGCUACCUCUCCUCCUCGCCGAGCUCCUCCAGCGUGGCGCUGAGCCGGCGCCGGUCCGUGAGCCAGACGGACCUGGCGCGGGACCUGUCCUCCCUGACGCUGGGCGAGUCCUCCUACUCCUCCGGGAGCGGCCUGAGGACGGCCCACCGAAGCCGGGCCAGCGACAUCGCCGACUCCUACACCCACAGCCGCUCCACCUACACCCUCUCCCGCAGCUCCACCCAGGACGGCCUCGCCCCCAGCUGCUCCAGCUCUCCUUCACGGGACUACGCGAGCUCAAAGGGUGGGCAAGGUGCGGUGGGACUGCGGAAUCUGGGGAACACUUGCUUCAUGAACUCAAUCAUUCAGUGUCUGAGUAACACUCGAGACCUGCGAGAUUACUGUCUACAUAACUCCUACCGCAGAGACCUUAAUAACAGCCACAAUACAGCACUCAUGGAAGAGUUUGCCAAGCUCAUCCAGACACUGUGGUCAUCAUCAGGCAGUGAGGCCGUCAGCCCCUCAGAGUUCAAAACCCAGAUUCAGAAGUACGCUCCCAGAUUUGUGGGCUAUAACCAACAGGAUGCUCAGGAGUUUCUGCGUUUCCUACUUGAUGGGCUACACAAUGAUGUGAAUCGGGUCACGGUCAGGCCCCGGGGACACAUGGAAGAUUUUGAUCACUUGCCAGAUGAUGAGAAAGGGAAACGAAUGUGGAAUAAAUAUCUGGAAAGAGAAGACAGCAAAAUCGUUGAUGUGUUUGUUGGCCAGCUAAAGAGCUCGUUGACUUGCAGUGAUUGUGGCUACUGCUCUACAGUAUUUGACCCCUUCUGGGACCUCUCCCUGCCCAUCGCCAAGAAAGGCUAUGGGGAAGUGAGUCUGAUAGACUGUGUGAGACUCUUCACCAAAGAGGACGUGCUGGAUGGGGAUGAGAAACCGACAUGCUACAGAUGUAAAGCCAGAAGAAAAUGCACAAAGAAAUUUACAAUUCAGAAAUUUCCGAAGAUCCUGGUGCUGCAUCUGAAACGCUUCUCUGAGGCUCGGAUCAGAACCAGUAAACUGUCCACCUUUGUCAACUUCCCCAUGAAGGACUUAGACCUCAGAGAGUUUGCAUCUGAAAACAGAAUUAAUGCAGUCUAUACGCUGUAUGCAGUGUCCAAUCACUCAGGUACCACUAUGGGCGGACACUACACAGCGUACUGCCGUAACCCCACCACUGACGAGUGGUACACCUUCAAUGACUCCAGAGUAACGCCAAUGUCCUCCAGCCAAGUCCGCAGCAGUGACGCCUACGUGCUGUUCUACGAGCUGUCCAGCUCCUCCCGAAUCUGAGUCCAAGCAGGGGGGAACAGGGCAGGGGUGGCACAUCACACACAGCCCCCCCCACCCCACCCGAAAAACCAGGAGGAGGACGUUUCAGCAGGAGAAACUGCCCCCCACACAUCUAGCAUGCCGGCAGGUGGCAUGAACAAUAUCCCAGCAUGCCGUUCUCUCUCUCCCUCUCCUCCGAGAGAUCAGAACAGAGGGAGCAAUGAUGUCAGCUCCCGCCAGCAAUCCACCCCACCUGAGAUGUCUAUGCACUGCAGCUCAGACUCAUCCCCCUGCUGUUUUCACUCUCCAGAUCACCACAAAAUAAAGACUGCUUUCAUUUUUGAA